This is a messenger RNA of Filobasidium floriforme, 1986 nucleotides long. RefSeq names its product Ferroporti-1. The record is from RefSeq and is a predicted model, not a curated record. The coding region runs from base 271 to 1872 and encodes 533 amino acids. Gene Ontology annotation, biological process: iron ion transmembrane transport. NCBI's taxonomy places the organism in Eukaryota, Fungi, Basidiomycota, Tremellomycetes, Filobasidiales, Filobasidiaceae. Gene Ontology annotation, molecular function: iron ion transmembrane transporter activity. The transcript is spliced from 10 exons. Gene Ontology annotation, cellular component: membrane.
UGAGAUCUCUUGCAUACAGUACUCUCAUAGGAACUACUAGCUACUCGGCACUGACAUAGCAGUGGAUACGGUGGAAAGUUUCGCUCUUUCCUAACCCCGGUCUUGCACGUCUCGAUAGAUAAAAUGGCAAUUGAAACCGACAUCGACAUGACGACAUGACCACCGCUCCAACUCCAACUCCGACUCGUACUUACACCCUAGGCGCACUUCCGAGGAAUCUACUAUAGCUAUACCAAUAACGAUAUUAUAACUGCAUAAUUGCAUCCAAGGAUGGCCACGUCCGGCGAUGAUACCCGGUCGACAUCGAGCUUGAUACCCUGGAAAGGCUUUGUUUGUAUCGUAGCACAGCAUACGAGCAGCGCUUGGAGCGAGCAAUGUCUCGAAUUCGCGGCCUUCCUCUUCCUCAUCGUCCUCUUCCCGACGACCCUCAUCCCGGCGUCAUCACUAGGCUUAUCGAUGACGCUCGCCUCGCUCGUCUUUGCGCAUGUUAUCGGGAACUGGGUGGAUAAGUACCCGAGGUUAUGGGUGGCUAGAUGGGCGUUGUUCGUACAAAAGUCGGCGCAAAUCGCCAUGUACUCGGUCUUUCUCGUAUUGUUCACCAUGAAGCGUGAACAGCUUCAUCCGUCCGGCGCUCAGGUUGUCGCACGGCUCCUCUCCGGUCGGCCCUUACCCUGGGGUCGCAGAGAUGAUACGAACGUUCAAGCGGGUAUGACACCGAUGGAGAUGGCGCUCAUCUUCGGGUUGACCGUGUUUGCGACGAUGGGGAGGUUGUCGACUACGGUCAUCGAUAUCGCUGUCGAUCGGGAUUGGGUCCUCGUCAUCUCCAGCUCGACACCCGACUCGUCGAACCUUUUGACGACAUUCAACGCCUCCCUCCGACGAGCGUUUCUCUUUUGCAAACUCAUUUCCCCGCUGUUCGUCUCCCUUCUCACCUCGUUCGCUAGCUACCCGACCGCCUGCUCUACAUUGCUCGCCAUGAGCCUGCUCAGCUUGGGAGGAGAGCUGUGGUGGAUCGGGGUGGUCUGGAACAGUUGGGCGUGUUUGGAGGAAGCCGAGGUGGAACGAAGGCGGGUGAAAGAGGAGGGCAGAGACGAGAUGGCGUCGGAGAGUCGAGGUGCUCGAAGCGGGUCUGUGGAGGGAGUCGUCGAAGAGACCAUCCGCGAUAUGAUCGAAUUCGCUCAAAUGCCCGUCUUUCUUAGCUCCGUUGCCAUCUCGAUGCUCUACCUGACGACCUUGCAGUUCGAUGGCGUCAUGCUUUCUUACCUCAAGAGCGAGCUCCGGUUGUCCGACAUUUUCAUCUCGAUCAUGCGCGGAAUCACCGUCGUCGCCGGCUUGCUCGGGACCGUCGUCAUGCCCUACGGGGAGAGGCUCGUCGGACUCGAGAGGACUGGCGCGUGGAGCAUCUGGCUCGAAGCGCUCUUGUUGGUCCCCGUCGUCAUCUGCUUCUACGUCGUCCCCCAGCACGCCCCCUUUCCCCCUUUUAUCGCCUUUACCUUGUUCGGCUGCCUCGCUCUAUCUCGACUCGGUCUCUACGCAUUUGAUCUGGUGCAAGUCCAAUGCCUCCAGCUCGAAUUACAACAUCAUCCCAAACGCAAUAGGUUCACGUCGCUGCAGAUUGCCAUGCAGAGCGUGAGCGAUCUAGCCAAGUGGGGGAUGGUCUUCGUUUUCAGUCGGCCCGAUCAAUUCCGAUGGACCGCUUUGAUCAGCACGAUCAGCGUCAUCGUCGGAGCCAUCAUCUACUCUGCCUUUUUACGCAAGGUUCGCGGGCACCUCUUUCAUUUGCGAUUCGAUCGGCGCCGCAAGCAAGACGAUCGAGCUGGCGAUAGCUUGCUGGGCGAGGACGGGGUGGGAAUGGAGCUUUCGCGGCGGUAGAAGCGUGGGCGUCAAUAGGUUGUAUUCAACGCAAGAGUUCUCGAGCGGCGGUCUCAAGUCGUAUCCUUAUGUUAGCCGACGAUGCAUUACGAUCGAUACAGCGAUAGCACGCAC